CAGCCAGGGUCCAACAUGUGUUGCACCAUGUAGGCUGUUUGGACGGGAAGCUGACACUGUGACAGCGAGCGCGCGCCAAGCGAGUCUGUUAGGUUCCGCUCCGUGCCCGUUCCAUCCAGCAUGCGGUCCGCUUCGGAGUUGUAGAGUCCCGCUGAAGAGGCAACAUUCAUGUGUUGCUGCGGACUUGCAUGAGUAACAGUACCCCAUAUUGUCCAGGCCCGGGUUUGACCCUUUUAUGUUCGCCAUGGCGUUGACGGUUUACGGGCAUCGUGUAUCCCAGCCAUCUCGCAGUGUGUACCUGUUUUGCAGGGUAAAUAAGAUUCCCUUUACGGAGAAAACUGUCGAGCUUUUCCAAGGUGAACAUAAACAAGACGCCUACCUGGCGAUCAAUCCGUUAGCUGUAGUGCCCAGCAUCGUAGAUGAUGACUUCAAACUGUCCGAAGGUAUGGCGAUCUUGAAGUAUCUGGCACGUAGAUACAAAGUGGCCGAUCACUGGUACCCAGAAGACUUGAAGGCUCGCGCCAAAAUCGACCAGUAUUUGGACUGGCAGCACACUGGUAUCCGGAAAGAGAGUAUUGAAGCUGGCCUGAUCUUGCAUUCGCUCAAGACAACUGGAAAUCCUACCUACGUAACCCAGCUGGCACAAAGUAUUGAGACGAUCGGCAAGACUUUGGAAACUAUCGAGAAGGUGUUUCUUGGAGACAAGAAGUAUAUUGCUUCGGAUGAAAUCAGCAUUGCAGACAUAUGCUGCUUGAACGAGGUCAUGCAAAUCACUUGGUUCCUUCGAAGUCGGACCGAUUUGCUCGCCGGACACCCAAAGCUACUUGCUUGGAAGGAGCGAGUUAAGGAACAACUCAACCCUGAUUUCGACGAAUUGUCUGAGUUUGUUGUUGAGUUUACAGCCGAAAAGCAGAAGUAAUUCUUAAAGGACACACCUG
Acanthaster planci (crown-of-thorns starfish) is the source of this 938-nucleotide messenger RNA. Its product is annotated as glutathione S-transferase theta-1-like. Gene Ontology annotation, biological process: glutathione metabolic process. Lineage: Eukaryota; Metazoa; Echinodermata; Asteroidea; Valvatida; Acanthasteridae. Gene Ontology annotation, cellular component: cytoplasm. Gene Ontology annotation, molecular function: glutathione transferase activity. The record is from RefSeq and is a predicted model, not a curated record.